This is a messenger RNA of Rotaria sordida, 1056 nucleotides long. The record is from the annotation of a GenBank genome assembly. NCBI's taxonomy places the organism in Eukaryota, Metazoa, Rotifera, Eurotatoria, Philodinida, Philodinidae.
AUGAAAGCAAAUCUAUUUUGUCUAAUAUACCUAAUAUUCUGUAACGAAAUUCAUCGUGUCAGUGCAUUAGAAUGUUAUUUCUGUUUAAGUACAAACGUGGGCACAACUGGUUGUCAAGACAAAUUCAAUAAUAAUGGAACAUCUAUUUCGAGAGUCGGUAGUCGAGAUUCAGAUGCAAUUUGUACAAAAAUGAUUGGUAAACUUAGUAAUGGUCAUAAAUUUACUGUUCGAAAUGUAAGUUCUACUGGUUGUCCACAAGAUCUAGAAAGUUCUGUUGUUGUUAGUAACGAUACUACUGUUCGAAUUUCUGAUCUUGAAAUUUAUUGCUGCAACAAAAAAUUAUGUAAUCAAGCUAUUAAUCGAUAUCAUAUUCAAUCGAAUAUACUUAUUUUAAGUGUCUUCAUAAUUAAUUCAAUUCAAACUAUACCAAUGAGUGUCUUUCAACGUUUAUUCGGUAGGUCAAAUAAAGAAGAUCCAAAUCAAAUAUCACCUAAUGAAGCUAUACAACGUUUAUCCAAUGUUGAAGAAAUUCUUAGUAAAAAACAAGAACAUUUCGAAUCUCAAAUUGAAGUUGAAAAAGGUAAUGCAUUACUUUAUUCAAGACAAGGAAAUAAACGUGCUGCUUUAAUGGCUUUAAAACGAAAGAAAAAAUAUGAAAAAGCUUUAAUUCAAAUAGAUGGAACUUUAACAACAUUAGAAAUUCAACGAGAAACUUUACAAAAUGCAUCAAGUAAUAUGGAAAUUUUACGUGUUAUGAGACAAGCAGCUGGUGCUUUAAAAAAAGCUAAUCAAAAUUUAGAUGCUGAUGAUGUUCUUGAUUUAAAGGAUGAAUUAACUGAACAACAACAAAUUGCUGAUGAAAUUGCAAAUGUAUUAUCAACACAACCAUCAGGAAUAUCGGAUUUAUAUAAUGAUGAUGAUUUGGAAAGAGAAUUAAAUGAAUUAGCUAAAGAAGAUACGCCGGUAAUUACAUCAUUGCCAGAUGUACCCACAACAAAUAAAAUUAAACAACAACAAAAUGAUUUAUCACGAGAACUUGAACCAGAAAUUUUAUAA